Astyanax mexicanus (Mexican tetra) is the source of this 3125-nucleotide messenger RNA. It is a transcript of the gene wdr48a, whose product is annotated as WD repeat domain 48a. Gene Ontology annotation, biological process: double-strand break repair via homologous recombination; protein deubiquitination. The record is from RefSeq and is a predicted model, not a curated record. Gene Ontology annotation, molecular function: ubiquitin binding. Bases 41 to 2068 code for a protein of 675 amino acids. Lineage: Eukaryota; Metazoa; Chordata; Actinopteri; Characiformes; Acestrorhamphidae. The transcript is spliced from 19 exons.
UCCGCUGCACGGAUGUGACGUCACGCUGUCAACAUGUAAGAUGGCGACCCAUCACAGGCAGAACGCAGCGGGGCGGAGGAAAGUGCAGGUUUCUUAUGUGAUCAGAGAUGAAGUGGAGAAGUACAACCGCAAUGGAGUCAAUGCGCUGCAACUGGACCCUGCCCUUAACCGGCUCUUCACAGCGGGUCGAGACUCCAUCAUUAGGAUAUGGAGUGUCAACCAGCACAAGCAGGACCCAUACAUAGCAUCAAUGGAACAUCACACAGAUUGGGUCAAUGACAUUGUCCUCUGCUGCAAUGGAAAGACAUUGAUAUCUGCUUCUUCAGACACCACAGUGAAAGUCUGGAAUGCACAUAAGGGAUUUUGUAUGUCGACAUUGCGAACACACAAGGAUUACGUUAAAGCCUUAGCAUAUGCUAAAGACAAAGAGCUGGUAGCCUCCGCAGGUCUGGACAGACAGAUCUUCUUGUGGGAUGUGAACACGCUGACUGCACUGACUGCCUCCAAUAAUACAGUCACUACAUCCUCUCUCAGUGGGAACAAAGAUUCAAUCUACAGUCUUGCUAUGAAUCAGAUGGGGACAGUAAUAGUCUCAGGAUCCACUGAAAAGGUUUUAAGGGUGUGGGACCCACGUACUUGUGCCAAGCUUAUGAAGCUGAAAGGACACACAGACAAUGUCAAAUCCUUGCUGCUCCACAGAGACGGUACCCAGUGUCUUUCAGGCAGUUCAGAUGGGACUAUUCGGCUGUGGUCGCUUGGGCAGCAGAGGUGCAUAGCCACGUAUCGUGUCCAUGAUGAAGGUGUGUGGGCUCUUCAGGUUAACGAAGCUUUUACACACGUCUAUUCUGGAGGCCGGGACCGUAAAAUUUACUGCACAGAUCUGCGCAAUCCAGACAUACGUGUUUUAAUUUGUGAAGAGAAGGCCCCCGUUCUCAAGAUGGAGCUGGACAGGUCAGCGGACCCACCGUCAGCCAUCUGGGUCUCCACUACAAAGUCCACCGUUAACAAAUGGUCUCUAAAGGGCAUCCACAAUUUCCGAACAUCUGGCGAUUACGACAAUGACUGCAGCACUCCUCUGACACCGCUGUGCACACAACCAGACCAAGUCAUUAAAGGUGGAGCCAGUAUAAUUCAGUGCCAUAUUUUGAAUGACAAGAGGCAUAUACUUACUAAAGACACUAACAACAACAUAGCAUACUGGGAUGUGCUGAAGGCAUGUAAAGUUGAGGAUUUGGGCAAGGUAGAGUUUGAUGAGGAGACCAAGAAGCGGUUUAAGAUGGUUUACGUGCCUAACUGGUUCUCAGUGGAUUUAAAAACUGGGAUGCUUACUAUUACUCUUGAUGAGAGUGACUGCUUUGCUGCCUGGGUCUCCGCCAAGGAUGCUGGGUUCACCAGCCCUGAUGGAUCAGACCCAAAGCUGAAUCUGGGUGGACUGCUGCUUCAAGCACUGCUGGAGUACUGGCCCAGGACACACAGCAGCCCAAUGGAUGAAGAAACGGAAAUGAACCAUGUGAAUGGAGAGCAUGAGAGCAGGAUACAGAAAGGAAACGGUUAUUUUCAAGUGCCACCGCACACUCCUGUCAUCUUUGGUGAAGCAGGUGGAAGGACACUGUUCAGGUUAUUGUGUCGAGACUCUGGAGGAGAGACUGAGUCUAUGCUGCUCAAUGAGACUGUACCUCAGUGGGUGAUAGACAUCACAGUGGAUAAAAACAUGCCCAAAUUCAACAAGAUCCCAUUCUACCUCCAGCCUCACUCUUCAUCUGGUGCCAAGACAUUAAAGAAGGACCGUCUCUCAGCUAGUGACAUGCUCCAGGUGAGGAAGGUGAUGGAACAUGUUUAUGAGAAAAUUAUUAACCUAGACAGCGAGUCCCAGACUGGCGGCUCAGCUGGAGAGAAACCCAGUGAGCAAAAGGAGGAGGAGGAUAUGGCUGUACUGGCAGAAGAGAAGAUCGAGCUGCUCUGCCAAGACCAGGUUCUGGAUCCCAACAUGGACCUGCGAACAGUAAAGCAUUUUAUUUGGAAGAGUGGUGGUGACCUAACACUUCACUACAGGCAGAAAUCCACGUGAGGCGGAACAAAUGAAUCGCCUACACACGUCUGUCUUUCCACGUUUCCCAUAGCGAACACCAUCAUGAACCUCAAAACUCAUGCACCCAGUGGUUCUGUGUGUAAAGUUUUAUGGAGUCACACAAAUAUACACCUGCACCACAGGUGACCCCUGACCCCAUCAGCUUCUCCACAGUCCAUGAAUCUCCUCAAAUUGGAGCUCGUUGGAUCAACCAGGGUUUGGAUGGUAGAAUGAGGAGAACUGUGGAUGAGGGCAUCUGCUGUGAAUGGCCAACUGACAAGACAUAGGAAGGGUGGUGUGAAUAUAUAUAUUUUUCAUAUUAUUAUUUAAUAUGCCAUUUGUUUCAUGUGUAAUUAAAGUUUUUAUUGACUUUUUUUGUGUCACACAGUCUUGGUACACACAGUGUUUGAGAGAAAACAUUUGUGAAGUGAGUGACAGACACUUUUUUUUCCCUCUCUUUUCUUUGCUCCCCUUGUACAUUCCAGAUGUGUUUGUUACCAAUAACAGCUUAAUCCUUCUUGUUGCAUGUUGGGAGAAAAGAAGGUAAAUCAAAACAAAUGGUUAAAGAUCUCUGCCUGGUUUAGAAUUUAAGUGUUUUGUUGAAUGUAAAGGAGUGCUGCUUUUACUAACUUCCAUGUCCUUCGGUUUGGAAGGAGACAGAUGCACUGAGAUUUUGGUGAAGCUUCUUAACUUGCCCCAAAAGGUAAUGCAUCUCUCUCACUAAUGCUGUGCUGUAUUCAUUAAUGCCACCAUUUUGUACAUAGAUUGUAAUUAUUUUGUAGGCAGUUUUACCUAAGUUGUUCCCUUGAUAAUCAGGGUGUUUUAUUUACUUUUUUAAGCAAUUCUGUUCUCUUCAAAAAGGUGCUUUUUCAUGUGAAAUAUGAUAUAUAUAACAAAACGGGUUGAACGGAUGGAUUCAGUAAUUAGUAAUAGUGAAGGCUCAGUUGAGAUUGGUAUUUCACUGAUGAUGCAGUCGCUGCUAACAGCCAACCCACCCACAAGAGGGCAGGAAAGAACUGUAACGGUUGCAGAGACAUUAAAAAGAAACAGAUAAGCA